Molecule: messenger RNA, 2046 nt
Organism: Aureobasidium melanogenum CBS 110374
Lineage: Eukaryota; Fungi; Ascomycota; Dothideomycetes; Dothideales; Saccotheciaceae
Product: bacterial alpha-L-rhamnosidase domain-containing protein
Exons: 3
Coding region: 1-2046 (681 amino acids)
Biological process (GO): carbohydrate metabolic process
Source: RefSeq, a predicted model, not a curated record
AUGAAAUUUACUUGUACGGUGUUACUUGCCCUCGCCGGGAUAGUAUCAGCGGUUUCUAAGUACGACGAGUACAUCCUGGCUCCAAAGUCGCGUACUCUCCAUCCAGUUGCUGUCUACCAGGACAAAAUCAAUGGAACUAUCACUGGGGCUUCUAGUCUUGCAAGCGACUCAACAGGCUCAGCCAUCUUCAAAGGCAUCUCAGCCGUCACAUACGAUUUUGGCGUCAACAUUGGUGGCCUGGUCAGCUUAACCAUUGGUAACAAAACAGACGCGAAUCAGUCUAUCGCCAUCACCUACUCCGAAAGCUCGCAAUGGAUCUCCGGUAUUGCCUGUGAUGCUACCCAAGACUCUGGCAUGGACGAAGCGUUGUGGUUUUACCCUUCGGGCCCGGGUGUUGUGUCUGUGGAUCGACAGCAUGAAAGAGGCGGCUUCAGAUAUCUGAGUUUGAUUCAUAAUACCACUGGUGACAUUGAGAUCACUCAGGUGACGGUCGAGUUUACGCCUUCGCCAACUACCGAGGAUCUGAGGAAUUACACUGGUUUCUUCCACUCCGAUGACGAGUUAUUGAACCGCAUCUGGUAUGCAGGAGCAUAUACCAUUCAGAUGGUGGCGAUCGACCCAACGCACGGUGAUGCUCUCAUCCACUCAAACCAGAUCAACUCUAGCGUGCCCGGUGACACAGUGGCUCCUUGGUCGUGGUACGCCAACACUACUAUAGCCAACUCGAGCGUUGUUCUCGUUGAUGGCGCAAAACGCGACCGUCUGAUUUGGCCUGGAGAUAUGCAUGUUAUCACCCCUUCGCUCUUUGUUUCAACCAGCGACGAUGCAGCUAUCACAAACUCUAUCGACAACUUGUUCUCUCUGCAGAAUGCGUCGGGUAAACUUCCUUAUGCAGGUUAUCCGUUCAAGCAGGAUACAUAUUCCGCAACCUACCACCUUUACAACCUCAUUGGUGUUUCCGACUACUACAAGUAUACAGACGACCUCGAGUAUGUCCGGAAUAAGUGGAACGCCUGGAAACUUGGGCUCAACUUCUCGCUCGGCUUCAUCGAUGAAACCGGUCUGAUGAACGUCACAAGCCCUGAUGAUUGGCUUCGCUUCGGACAAGGAGGUCACAACAUCGAGGCAAAUGCAAUUCUGUACUUUACCAUCAACGAGGGUCUUACUCUGGCCGCUGCCCUCAAUGACAGCAGCGUGAAAUCGUCGUGGGAAGCUUAUGCGUCCGGCAUCAAAGAGUCAGCCAACAAACUACUCUGGAACGCAACAGCAGGCCUCUACCAUGACAACGAGACUACGACACUUAUGCCUCAGGACGGAAACAGCUUUGCGGUGCUCGCAAAUCUCACAAACAAUGCCACUCAAGCAUCUGCCAUCAGCAAUGCUCUCAGAGCACGCUGGGGGCCCUAUGGUGCACCUGCCGUUGAAGCGGCCGAUGCCGUGUCUCCUUUCAUCGGUGCCUUCGAGCUCGAGGCCCAUUUGCGCGCCAACAAUGCAACUGCUGCUCUUGAGCUCAUGCGUUUGGAGUGGGGCUUCAUGCUGGACGACCCGCGCAUGACCAACAGCACAUUCAUUGAAGGCUAUGCGUUUGACGGAGCAACUCAUUACGCACCUUACACAAAUGAUCCUCGCAUCUCGCAUGCCCAUGGCUGGUCUACUGGUCCCACAGCAUUCUUGUCCCAAUACAUUGCUGGCAUUCAACUUGUCACCGCAGGCGGGAGAACCUGGAAGAUGGCACCUAAACUCGGCAAUCUGAGUACAGCACAUGCAGGCUUCUCGACUCCAGUAGGCUCAUUUGAAGUAUUCACCAACGUCACCUCAAACGGCAGCAUAUCCAUGGACUUUUCGACUCCAGUGGGAACUACAGGUGGUGUGGCCAUAGCUUAUCCCUCAUGUGCUGGAAUCAUGAGAUUGCACGAAGUACAAGGUAGAUGCAAGGAUGUAAUUUUCGACAUCCAAGCUGCUGCGAACCAGACUGGAGAUAUCGAGGUCGAAGGAUUGGUAGGGGGUGAUUGGCAGCUUAGAUUUAGCUGCGGUGCCGGCUCUUGA